This is a messenger RNA of Lymnaea stagnalis (great pond snail), 739 nucleotides long. Lineage: Eukaryota; Metazoa; Mollusca; Gastropoda; Lymnaeidae. The record is from the annotation of a GenBank genome assembly.
AGGAAAGUUGAAGAUCCGAGGCUUGUGAGAUCUCUUCCAUAUUUAACAUUGCUGCCACUGACGACAACAAGAAAUGAGUAAAGAAUGGACUCACGAACUCUUUGGAUGUUUUGACAAUGUGGGCAUCUGCCUCCUGGCUCACUUAGUACCUUGCUACCUGUUUGGUCGACUCGCUUCUGACGUUGGGGAGUCGUGCCUUAUCUGCAUGCUCAUAGACAUGUUCAUUUACCCUUGGCCGCACAUCUGCAUACGGGGAAAAGUCCGCGAGCAAAGGGACAUAUCGGGAACUAUCAUAUCUGAUGUUGUGCAAGUCUUAUGUUGCUCUUGCUGUGCUCUUGCCCAAGAGGCACAAGAGAUGGAAGAGUAAAAAAUGGCGAGGGCAUGACGAGGUUCGUUCAAAGUCAGGGACGCACUGCUGAGACGUGUCUUGGUGUUCAACGUGGAGAAUAAAAUCGGUGUGCUAACAACGUAUACUAUUAAUACUUACUUACACUAAUUGCCCUGAAACUAUUCACUACAGAAACAUUUAACAACGCCAUUCGCUAACCUUAUUGGCUACUAACAAUAUCUACUGGAUCGACAAUGACUAGCAGAACAUUAAAUAGAACACCGUUUACUAGUACAUCUUUUACUAGAUUAUUAUUUACCAGAGCUGUAUUUACUAAAACAUUAUCUACUAAUUAUAUUUGUUGUACCAAUAUUUUCUAUAAAUUUUUAGAUGAAUUGGCAGUUAUGCGUC